Molecule: messenger RNA, 1149 nt
Organism: Aspergillus clavatus NRRL 1
Lineage: Eukaryota; Fungi; Ascomycota; Eurotiomycetes; Eurotiales; Aspergillaceae
Product: RING finger protein
Exons: 5
Coding region: 1-1149 (382 amino acids)
Molecular function (GO): zinc ion binding; ubiquitin protein ligase activity
Source: RefSeq, a predicted model, not a curated record
AUGGCAGCGACAAGGACAACGGCACCUGCGAAGAGCAGCACCCCCUCCCCGACACGCCCCCAAGCCUCUACCGCAAAGACCCCCAACAGCACACAAUCAACAACCAAGAGAAAGCGCAACGCAGACGAAGAGGACGAUGCUCAUACAACUCCGGCGAAGAGUGCACGUCGACGGAAAACCAACGAACAAGUAAUCUUGCCUGAUUCAGCGGACGUGAUCGAUCUGACAGCAAGCUCGCCUCCGACAACCCCGACCAAGAAGACCAAAAGUCCUAAGAAGCGGUCGCCGGGCGAGCUGAGCCUUGAGCGCCGGGCGAGAGUGUUUCGGAAGCAUGCGCCCAAGAGUAUCCUGGAUAGAUUGGCGCGGGCAAGGACUCAAAAGUACGAUAUGGAAGCUAGCUUGACUUCGCUCGUGCUGUUUCGAUGGUCUGCUAACGCCGGGGAUUCCGCCAGGAUGUACGUCGUCGGGCACUCGGUUGCCUGGGACGAAGAUGUUCCCGAGGUCGAGUUCAGUGUCGUGGGGUCGACUGGGAACAUCUAUACGACGGUUAUCGGAAAGGUGCCAUCCUGCAAUUGUCCGGAUGCGCUGAAGGGGAAUCAGUGCAAGCACAUCUUAUACGUCCUAGUAAACGCCCUUAAAGCCCCCGAAUACCUACAAUACCAGCUAGCCUUCUUAUCCUCCGAACUCCGCGACAUCUACCACGCCUCUCCCCUUGGCCGCCAGCAACUCAACCCCGCCGUCGACGACGGCAAGCGCAAAUCUGUCGAGGGCGACUGCCCCAUCUGCUUCAUGGAAUUCGAGCCCGACACCGAAGACAUCGUCUGGUGCCGCGCCGCGUGCGGGAAUAACAUCCACAAGAAGUGUUUCCAGCAGUGGGCAGCCACGCAGAACGCGCAGGGCGUGCGCUGCGUCUACUGCCGUUCCGUCUGGGAAGCCGACAGCACCAACCUCGACCUGGACCAGUUGUCCAGAACCGGCCACGUCAACCAUGAGGGCUACCUCAACGUCGCCCGGCAGCUGGGCAUGUCCGGCGAACGCGGUACGAGACCAUCCCUGUACCUCCUCCUCUUUGCCCUUUGUCGCUCGGGGUACCGGGGUGGCUCGUCUUAUUAUUAUGGCUGGGGUCGGAAUCGUCGGUCGUAUUGGUAG